Messenger RNA from Capsella rubella, 1394 nucleotides. RefSeq names its product 5-formyltetrahydrofolate cyclo-ligase-like protein COG0212. NCBI's taxonomy places the organism in Eukaryota, Viridiplantae, Streptophyta, Magnoliopsida, Brassicales, Brassicaceae. Gene Ontology annotation, cellular component: cytoplasm. The transcript is spliced from 6 exons. Bases 139 to 1191 code for a protein of 350 amino acids. The record is from RefSeq and is a predicted model, not a curated record.
GUGAAGUGUGUUUUCAGCGGGAACACAACGAAUGAUCUAAGCCGUUGAUUUCUUAUCUGAGAUUACACAGAACAGUGAACAAAGCUGAGAUUUUUCGAAAACCCAAAACUUGAAUUGAGUCUGUUCGUGGACCUAACAAUGAUAAGAUCAUCACCAGGAUUUGCUAUAAACCCUUGUCUCUUCCUCAAUUCCCAGAAAUCGGUUUUUCUCCCCGUCCAAAUCGGAUCACGGCGGAGGAAUUUCUCCAGAAUCGGAUCGGAGAGCGGCGACGGCGUCGCUUUCGAUGCUGUGGCUUAUGAAUCUGAGCGGUUGAGCCUCGACGCGGCGGCGAUGGAGAAUAUGGCGGAGACCGCGAAGAAGGAACUGGAAUCGGAUCCAGAGAGUGACCCGAAAGCGUGGAAAUGGGUGAUCCGAAAGAAAAUGUGGGAUCUCAUGGAAGCUCGGAACUACGCUAUGAGACCUAGACCUGUUCAUCAUCGAAUCCCUAAUUUCGUCGGUGCACCGGCUGCUGCAGCAAAAUUAGCCGAGCUUGACGCUUUUUGUAAGGCUAUGGUCGUGAAGGUUAAUCCCGAUUCGCCUCAAAAGCAAAUCAGGUUUCUUACACUUUCUGGUGACAAGAAGCUGUUGACUCCUCAACCUAGGCUACGAACUGGAUUCUUCUCUGUACUGGAAUCUGAUUUGUUAAAACCAGAAAUGAUCAGUGAGGCUUGCACCUCUGUAGGAGUAGCUAAAUAUGGGAGAGCGAUUGGUCUUGAUGAGAAAAUCAAAGUUGAUCUUAUUGUCAUUGGCUCCGUUGCGGUUAACCCACAAACAGGCGCUCGAUUAGGGAAGGGAGAGGGUUUUGCUGAACUUGAAUAUGGUAUGUUGCGUUACAUGGGAGCCAUUGAUGAUUCCACACCAGUUGUUACAACCGUACAUGAUUGUCAGCUCGUGGAUGAUAUACCACUCGAGAAACUGGCGAUUCACGAUGUUCCUGUGGAUAUCAUAUGCACUCCUACUCGAGUCAUUUUCACAAAUACACCAAUACCAAAACCACAAGGAAUCUAUUGGGACAAACUGUCACCGGAGAAGCUACAACAGAUUCGAAUACUAAGAGAGCUAAAGAAGCGACUGGAAAAGAAGACUGGCCGUAAACUUCCGACAGGACCAUCAGAGAAAUUACCUCCUACAGCUGAGCGAAAACGUCGGUAAUUAACGGCUUCUUGUUUUGGCCGAUUGGUUUUUGUUCGACCAAAACCCUCUGGUUUUUUACCGGUUUGCUUUCGGUCACUGUUUUAUACGAGGAAACAAAAAAAACGAAAUGAUAUUUGUAUAUUACAGUAUGUAUUUGGGUAGUGGAAACUGGAAACGUAGUAAAAAUAAAGUUUUACGCAAUACAAUUCAUUGUGCUACAA